AUGCCCGUGCCUGAUCAUCCAGAGCUCUUUUGGGUCAGCAGUCGUGAGCUUGUUGGGGCUAUUGUUAGAGCUAUGCUUUCCGUGGCCAUUUUGGCUCAAGCCGUUUUGGCGAAGGUCGUUCGGGACAUUUGCCCCCAAACCAGUUCCCGGUCAUCUGGUCGCCGUGGGCGUCUGCCAUCUGCUUACCCCGCACUCAUGGGCGAGGAGGAGGUCGCCGCUCUGGUCGUGGACAAUGGCAGCGGCAUGUGCAAGGCCGGCUUUGCGGGCGACGAUGCCCCACGCGCUGUGUUUCCGUCCAUAGUCGGCCGCCCGAAGAUGCCAGGGAUCAUGGUCGGCAUGGACCAGAAGGACAGCUACGUUGGCGACGAAGCUCAGAGCAAGCGUGGUGUCCUCACCCUCAAGUAUCCAAUCGAGCAUGGCAUCGUGACCAAUUGGGACGACAUGGAGAAGAUAUGGCACCACACUUUCUACAACGAGCUCCGCGUUGCUCCGGAGGAGCAUCCCGUGCUUCUCACAGAGGCGCCCCUCAACCCCAAGGCGAAUCGCGAGCGCAUGACGCAGAUCAUGUUCGAGACCUUCAACGUGCCUGCGAUGUAUGUCGCGAUCCAGGCAGUUCUCUCUCUCUACGCCUCUGGACGCACCACGGGGAUCGUCAUGGAUUCCGGCGAUGGCGUAUCGCACACUGUGCCCAUCUAUGAGGGCUACGCUCUGCCGCACGCGAUUUUGCGCUUGGAUCUGGCAGGGCGUGACCUCACGGAGCACUUGAUGAAGAUCCUUACUGAGCGUGGCUAUUCCUUCACAACCACGGCUGAGCGCGAGAUCGUGCGCGACGUCAAAGAGAAACUUUGCUACAUUGCGCUCGAUUUUGACACCGAGAUGAAGGUUGCCACAGAGAGCUCGGACAAGGAGAAGACGUAUGAGCUUCCUGACGGAAAUAUCAUAACUGUCGGUAGCGAGCGCUUCCGUUGUCCCGAGGUUCUCUUCCAGCCCAGCUUUGUGGGCAAGGAAGCCAGUGGCAUUCACGACACGACCUUCCAGUCGAUCAUGAAGUGCGACGUCGACAUUCGGAAAGACCUGUACGCUAACGUUGUGCUGUCUGGUGGCACCACCAUGUUCCCAGGAAUCGGCGAGCGGAUGACCAAGGAAUUGUCGGCAUUAGCGCCUUCCACGAUGAAGAUAAAGGUCGUGGCUCCGCCCGAACGCAAGUACUCAGUGUGGAUCGGCGGGUCCAUCCUUUCAUCCCUGAGCACCUUCCAGCAGAUGUGGAUUUCUAAGGGGGAGUAUGACGAGUCUGGCCCCACUAUCGUUCACAGGAAGUGCUUCUGA
Prorocentrum cordatum is the source of this 1326-nucleotide messenger RNA. NCBI's taxonomy places the organism in Eukaryota, Dinophyceae, Prorocentrales, Prorocentraceae. The record is from the annotation of a GenBank genome assembly.